AUGAAAUGUAGAGGGUAGGGUAGGGACAUUAUUAUACAAGUUUAAAGAAGAUUAUAAUCUUUUAUUUAGAAUCUGUUUUUUCCCAGCACAGCAAUCAAGUUACAUGAAUACGUUAUAGUUAUUAAAAAAAAUAGAUAAACAUAUUUUCCCCUCUCUCAUUACGUAAUAAAUAAUUCAAUAUAGGAUCAGUCUAGCUAUGUCUCAUAAAAAAGUAAAAAUUUUUAUUCUUUUAUAAUAGUUAUAGCAUCAGUCCUCUGCUUCGAUUACGCAGUACUAUUCCCUUGAAAAGGCUAUAUUCGUUCUAAAAAAUAGCAGAUUAUCAAGGAUAAUACUCCCCACGGAUAAUUCUUUUCAUAUCGGUCGGGAAAAUAAUUGAAUGUGGUUUUUGAGAUAAAACACUUUUAUUUAAAAUCACUUUUUACUUGUCUAAUUAUAUUAUACUAUCAGUUAACAAACAGUAAACACAAAACAUUUAAAAUAUUUAUUUGGAUGAGAAAAAGUAAAAAUUUUCUUCAUUUCUUUUGAAAAUGCACACUAUAAAAGUUUAUUUUUGAAGCAAUAAUAGGCAAUUAAAUGAUUCUAAAAAUACUUAUAAAUUAUUUAAAAAUAAC
This is a messenger RNA of Tetrahymena thermophila SB210, 611 nucleotides long. Its product is annotated as transmembrane protein, putative. The transcript has 2 exons. Lineage: Eukaryota; Ciliophora; Oligohymenophorea; Hymenostomatida; Tetrahymenidae. The record is from RefSeq and is a predicted model, not a curated record.